This is a messenger RNA of Aethina tumida (small hive beetle), 2419 nucleotides long. Its product is annotated as probable glutamine--tRNA ligase. Gene Ontology annotation, molecular function: ATP binding; glutamine-tRNA ligase activity. NCBI's taxonomy places the organism in Eukaryota, Metazoa, Arthropoda, Insecta, Coleoptera, Nitidulidae. The record is from RefSeq and is a predicted model, not a curated record. The coding region runs from base 36 to 2360 and encodes 774 amino acids. Gene Ontology annotation, biological process: translation; glutaminyl-tRNA aminoacylation. The transcript is spliced from 13 exons. Gene Ontology annotation, cellular component: cytosol; cytoplasm; aminoacyl-tRNA synthetase multienzyme complex.
GUUGGAGGUUAGUUAUCCAGUAUAUUUUUGGGAAUAUGGUUCAAAACGAGGAAGUUAUUAUAAAGCAAUUUGUCGCUUUGGGUUUAAGUGAACAGAAGGCCAAAGAGACCUUAAAAAAUGUAUCUGUCACAAAAAAUCUCCUCAGCAUUCUUGAUCAGGUGCGUGAUGUUAAAUUACCCGAGGGUAACGGUAUACUCUUAUAUCAUCUAUCUACCAAAAUUAAACCACAAAUUGUCCAUCACCUUCCAUUCAUAGUUAAAUAUAUUGCCGAAAAUAAAUUGGAUACGACUGUCCGCGUUGAUAAAGCUAUCGAAUUCGCCCUUUCAAAUUUGACUAAUUUGAAUGUGACUGAAUUCGAAAAAUUCUGUGGUGUGGGUGUUGUUGUAACACCUGAGCAAAUUGAGAAAACUGUUGAGAAAGUCAUAUUGGAGAUAAAAAAUGAACUGAUAGAAAAGAGGUACAGAUACAAUACUGGUCCACUGAUGCAAAAAGUUAGAACUCUAUUACCAUGGGCUGAUGGGAAAGCUGUAAAAAAUGAAUUUGAUAUCCAGGUUCUUGAUAUAUUAGGACCAAAAACUGAGGAGGACCUAGCACCACCACCCAAAGUUGAUAAGAAACAAAAGUCUAAAGUAGAAAAACCAAAAAGUGAUGAUAAAAAAACUGCCAGUGAAGCUUCUGUUGUUAAUAAUGCCUUAACCAUAUUAGAUGUUAUGAAGAAAAUCAAUUUCCAUCAACCUGGAGAAAAUUUCAAAACUGAUGGAUAUGUCGUUACCGAAAAUACUGAAAGAUUAAUCAAAGAACAUCUUAAAAUAACUGGAGGAAAAGUAAGAACUAGAUUUCCUCCAGAACCAAAUGGCAUUUUGCAUAUUGGACAUGCAAAAGCAAUUAACAUUAAUUUUGGAUAUGCUGCUGCCAACAAUGGUAUUUGCUUCCUAAGAUAUGAUGAUACUAAUCCUGAGAAGGAAGAAGAGAAAUUUUUUACGGGCAUUAAAGAUAUCGUUACAUGGUUGGGAUACAAACCUUAUAAAAUUACCCAUUCUUCCGAUUAUUUCGAUCAGUUAUAUGAAUGGGCAGUGCAGUUAAUUAAAGAAGGUCACGCAUACGUUUGUCAUCAGACCGCAGACGAAAUGAAAGGAUUUAAUCCUCAACCUUCUCCUUGGAGGAAUCGUCCAGUUGAAGAAAGUCUUCAACUGUUUGAGGAUAUGAAAAAUGGGAAAAUUGACGAAGGUUGUGCCACGUUAAGAAUGAAAAUAACACUGGAAGAAGGCAAAUUAGAUCCAGUUGCUUACAGGGUACGUUUUACUCCGCAUCACAGAACGGGGGAUAAGUGGUGUAUUUAUCCCACUUACGAUUUUACCCAUUGCUUGUGCGAUAGCAUUGAAAACAUAACGCAUUCAUUGUGCACCAAAGAGUUUCAGUCAAGACGCUCCAGUUAUUAUUGGUUAUGCAACGCCUUAAAUAUUUAUUGUCCAGUACAAUGGGAGUAUGGCAGAUUAAAUGUAAACUACACUGUUGUAUCAAAGAGAAAAAUUGCAAAACUUAUUGAUGAGGGUAUUGUCAAAGACUGGGAUGAUCCAAGGCUGUUCACAUUGACUGCACUUAGACGACGUGGAUUCCCAGCGGAGGCUAUAAACAAUUUUUGCGCUCAGUUAGGAGUUACUGGAGCUCAAAGUACUGUAGAUCCAUCUAUGUUAGAAGCAUAUGUUAGAGAUCACCUAAACAGUACAGCUCCUAGGCGAAUGGUCGUUUUGGAACCAUUGAAAAUAACCAUUGAGAAUUUCCCUAGUGAUAAACCUCUUAAAGUUAACGUACCAAACUUCCCCAAUAACCCUGAAUUGGGAUCCCAUGAGGUCACCUUUGAUAAAGUCUUGUAUAUUGAAAAAACCGAUUUCAUUGAAAUUGGUGACAAAGGAUAUAGGAGACUAACUAAAACACAACAUGUUGGUCUUAGACACGCCGGUUAUAUUUUAGAGGUGGUUAAUGUUUUAAAAAAUCCAAGUGGGCAAGUAUCAGAACUUGUUUGUAAAUGUCAUAAAGUUGAAAGCGCCUCCACUAAGCCCAAAGCUUUUAUUCAUUGGGUUAGCGAUCCUACAGAUGUCUGUAUCCGAUUGUAUUCACCUCUAUUUAAACAUAAAAAUCCUGAAGAUCCAAAUGAAGUUCCUGCUGGCUUCCUUACAGACUGCAAUCCGGAUUCACUAAAGUCUGUCAAUGCUUUCGCUGACAAGUCGUUGUUAAGUGCUAAAGUAUUUGAUAAAUUUCAAUUUGAGAGAUUGGGAUUCUUUUCUAUUGAUCCAGAUAGCAGCUCAAACAAUCUUGUCAUCAAUCAAACUGUUGGCCUUAAAGAAGACUCAGGAAAAUAACUUAUUUCUUGAUUUUACUAAACAAAUUGUGUACUUUGAUAUUUUUAUUUAAUUUAAAU